AUGGUUAACCUAGCAAUAGAUUUGGAAUUCUGGAUGACAAACCUUCCCGACAAGUUGAGAAAACUGCCUGUGAUACAUCUAGCAAUACCAGGUUCGCACGAUAGUACGACAUAUGCUAUAAACCACACGUCUAAGAUAUCUCCAGACGCUAGAAAACCCAUCCAGUUGUUAAAAUUCCUCGAACCUUUGUUACGCCCUCUCAUAAUCAAGUGGUCCAAAACCCAGUCCACAAACAUCACACAACAAUUAAACGCCGGGAUCAGAUAUUUCGAUUUGAGAAUCGCUAUGAAACCGCACUCGCAAAAUUAUUAUUUCGUGCAUAAUUUGUACUCGGAGUGUGUGGAUACGGUGCUGACACAAAUCAAUAGUUUUGUGGAGGAGCAUUCCAGUGAAAUCGUGAUUUUAGAUUUCCAACACUUUUUUAAUUUGUUGUUGAGUGACCAUAAACGACUUGUCAAUCAACUUAAGUCAAUAUUUGGCCACAAGUUGUUACCGUACUCGUAUUCCAUGAAGCACGUCACUCUAGACUACAUGAAAGAACACUCGUACCAGGUUUUAUUGGUGUAUAGAGGUGAUAUUUCGAACGUUGAAGAGGUGCUGUGGCCGGCGAUGUCCUUUCCAACUCCGUGGCCCGAUACUUUCAAAAUACCCGUUUUAAUCGACUUUAUAAAUCAGGGUUUGAAAAACCGGAAUUGUGCUUUAGGGUUUGUCUCCCAGUGUGUCUUAACUCCGACUGUGUGGUUCGCGUUCAGACACAUUUUCAGUUCUUUAAAAAAUAAGUGCGUGUUGCCUUUGGAACCACAAAAAUACGAGUGGCUGCGGCAGCAGAAACCUGGAGAUAGCGGUCUGAACAUCGUUAUUUCCGAUUUUGUCGAAUACCAGGAUUUUGCGUUUUCAAAAACGGUGAUAAAUUUGAACCAAAAGUUGCUCUGAACUAUAUAGGUGUUCAGAUAUUGCUACUAGUGUAUCUUGCAAUCCGGUGAUAUUUAGUGAUAACAGUUAAAGCUUCCAUUUUACCAUAUUUUUUAUUAAUAAAAAUUAGCAUUUUUGUGCAGAAA
Molecule: messenger RNA, 1058 nt
Organism: Zophobas morio
Lineage: Eukaryota; Metazoa; Arthropoda; Insecta; Coleoptera; Tenebrionidae
Product: PI-PLC X domain-containing protein 3-like
Exons: 4
Coding region: 1-933 (310 amino acids)
Biological process (GO): lipid metabolic process
Molecular function (GO): phosphoric diester hydrolase activity
Source: RefSeq, a predicted model, not a curated record